GUGCGUAGAAGAAGCAGCAGCGAUCAAACGUGUCCCAGCUGAUGAGGCAGCUGUAUUUGACUGAGCUCGUUCUAGAAACUGACGGACAACUGGGAUGGAGAAUGACAUCCUCGUCUCUUUGGAAGACCUAGGUUACCAAGGCCCGCUGCUGGAUGACGGGGCCCUCGAUGCUGCUGCCAAUGGAGGCGCGACAUCACCCGAGUUCACAAAGCUCUGCAGCUGGAUCGUGGCUGAGCUCAAGCUCUACUGCAGGCUGGAGGAGAACGUCCAUGCCACUAACUCGCCGACUGAGGCUGAGAGCUUCCAGCUGGAGAUGAGCGGCCUCCUGUCGGAGCUGGCCUGCCCGUACUCUGUGCUGACCACUGGAGAUGUCACCCGGAGGCUCCUGAGCAGGAGCGACUGCCUGCUGCUUCUCAGCUUCCUGGUGUCCGAGUUGGAGGCUUCCCGGAUGAUCCUGGUCAACAAGCCUCAGAAGAAGGCCCAGGAUUCAGGCAGCCCUGUGUUCCAGGAGCUGAAGGGGAUCUGCGUCUCUCUGGGAAUGUCCAAACCUCCAGCCAACAUCACCAUGUUCCAGUUCUUCAGUGGCAUCGAGAAGAAGCUGAAGGAAGCCAUCAGCAGAGUUCCUCCAAGUCACGUUGGAGAACCGCUGAUGAGGAAACCUCUCGGUCCAGUUCACAUGGAGAAAAUGGAAGCCAUCAACCAAGCGCUGGUGAACGAGUACGAAGUGAGGAGGAAGAUGUUGCUGAAGCGUCUGGAUGUGACCGUGCAGUCAUUCGGCUGGUCGGACAGAGCCAAGAGUCGCGCUGAAAAGUUGGCGAAGGUUUAUCAACCCUUGCGCACUGCCCUCCUCAUGAGGAGCCAAAUUUCAGUCGCCCACCUCCUGGCAGCCCGACAAGACUUCUCCAAAAUCCUGAGGACCAGCAGCGGAAAGAUGCGCGAGAAGACUGCGUGCGCCAUUAACAAGGUUCUUAUGGGCCGCGUCCCGGACAGAGGAGGUCGACCCUGCGAGAUCGAGCCCCCUCCGCCAGAGAUGCCCUCCUGGCAGAAGCGGCAGGAUGCCCCUCAGGGGGGAGGACACUACGGUGGGGGAGGCGGCCGAGGCGGCUACGAUCAGUACUCCCAAAGUGGCCGAGGAGGCUAUGAGAGGGGAGGGGGGGACAGAGGUGGUCGAGGAGGGAGGGGCGGGAGAGGACAGGGGGGGAACUGGAACGACGGAGGAGGAGGCAGAGGAGGGUUUCAGCAAGGCCAUUACCAAGACACUGGAGGUCAUCAGGGAGGAGGCCGAGGGGGGGGCUACAGGGGCGGUGGGGGCAACAGCCAUGGUGGCUUCCAGGACUCCAGCUACCAUGGCGGCGGCGGAGGAGGAGGUGGUGGUUACCAUGACAAUUACCACAAGGACAGAGGCGGGGCACGCGGCGGCAGAGGAAGAGGACGCGGCGGCUGGGGAGGACGAGGCGGCCAGAGCUUUCACCAGGGCGGACAGUUUGAACAGUUCUUCCAACACGGCGGUCAGCACUACAACCAGGCUGGUUUCAACCAAGGUCGCCAGUUCACCAGUUGAAGAUGGGGCGGGACAUCACAGCAGAGUCCACCGGCUGCAGACCCACGCGACCCCGGACGCCCUCCCGCUACAUCACUGUCAAUUCUCAAGUGGACUCUGCUGUUUUGACCCGUCGGAUCAUUCGUAGCCUUAUGAGUUCUCUGGAAGAUUCUCGCGUGGUGCAGCCUCCUGACGUCACUGAAACGGUUCAUGAUAGAACUUCCAGCUUCUUGUUUUGGAACCUCUUUACUUUGCGGUUUGCAUGGACGCGGGGCUGAGAAAUAAACACAUGAGCCCGACACUGACUGGUGUGCAGCAGUUCUUGAUCCACAAAGUGUUACAUUCAGGAGUGAUGUGUCACAGAACCACCUGGUUUCACAGGAACC
Messenger RNA from Synchiropus splendidus (mandarinfish), 1926 nucleotides. RefSeq names its product family with sequence similarity 98 member A (gene tslig3a). Gene Ontology annotation, cellular component: tRNA-splicing ligase complex. NCBI's taxonomy places the organism in Eukaryota, Metazoa, Chordata, Actinopteri, Syngnathiformes, Callionymidae. The record is from RefSeq and is a predicted model, not a curated record. The coding region runs from base 95 to 1561 and encodes 488 amino acids. The transcript has 8 exons.